UCUUCGUUGGGGGCGUGGACAUCAUGCAAGACUUGCUGGCGGACGAAGAAAACCAGAGCCGACGGACGUUCUGCCAGAUGCCGUUCAGCUCGAUCUACGAGAACGCGGAGAAGGGACAGACGUCAGUCUCCAACCUGCUCGCGUUUAUCAAGAAGAAAAACACCGCCGAACGAAAGUGUGCGGAUGCUGUUCUGUCGAGUCUCAGCGACGUUGGUGAGUUGCGCGAGUUUGAAGAACCAGGAACAUCCAUAAAAGGGGUGCUCGAUCAAUGGCAUAUGUAUUUGCACACACUCAACACCCAGCAACUCACGUGGACACAAGUCGUCGACGAGCAUGUUGCACGACCUCUCGAAUCCCUCAAAGAUGCGUCUACGACGUACAUGCAAACGCUGCAAGCAGAGCUCGCGCGGGUCAACGACGAAUACUCUGCUGCGGAAGAGCAACAGUGCAAGGCAAAGGUAGUCGUUGAUUGUGCACGACGGGACCUUGAAGAAGCGAUUAGUCGCCAGGACGACGCGCUACAUGAAAUUGGAGUCCCGUCCUUCGAGCUCCAACGACUGGCAUUCCGCGUCAAGUCCGCCGAACUCGAGCUCUCCCGGGCGUUAGCCGAGAGGGAACAGACCAAGCAACAUUUGCUCAAGACGAUAAUUGCACGGGAUGAAAUGACUAUGGCCGUUAGUGUGGCCUACCAGCGCGCGGAAGAGGAACGGAUGGACCAGCUCGGGUCGUGCUUGAAGCUGUGGAUGCAUGUCGAGAAGGAACAUAUCAAGUUCAGAGAGAAACAACUCCAGCAGCUGGAAGAACACGUCGUGCGCAUGGACCGCGCGGGAGACCUCCAGCUCCUCAUUCAUAACCAUCGGCACCCGGACAACUUGCACUUUCAGGGAAAAGCGCUGUCAUUACUCGAUUGGCAGUGGCAAAAUCAAAACCAACAGUCGCCUCCUGGGUCCCUCAACAGCCUUCAAGUGCCUUCUGCGGACAAAUGGCAGGUGUCGCAUGCCGACGCGAACGCCGACGAGAACGCCCCAUCCUGCCAUGACAAGUCCUUGCAGCAUCUCGAAGCUGUCCUGUCUUCUCAUUUCGACGACCACAUUGAUUUGGACGAUGCCAGCAAUCCAGCCACGCGCGAAUUCGUUGCGGCCAGUUGCAAUUCGUCCGAGUCGCGACAACUCUUUGUGCAAACGCUAAAUCGACAACGCAGCAUCGCGACGAAAGUGUCGAGCCCGAUCAAGUUUCGGCGGCUGGUGCAGUGUUUUCUUGCGUUUUUCGACGCGUGUGUGCUUCACGAUGAUACGAAGGCAGCCAAGACUGCCAUGAUGCUGUCGGCGACGUUUUACACAAUCCCCCCACACGACCGCACCAAUCUCGACGACGCGCCAAGCGCUGAUCCACGGCACAUUCGACGAUAUGUCCAGGAAGAUGUGAAGGUUCAUGUGAUCUGGAGCAACCCCAAUUUUUGGGAGAAAGCAUUAAUGCUGGCAAUUGGCGAGGAGCUGCACAAGACCCCGCGGCGAUGCCCGUGGGAGGAUCUACCAACAAAUGUCCCGCGCAGCGAUGGUGUACUCAGCCGCGAAGAAGCCGUGAGUUUGGUCCACAACAUCGUGUUUGGGCAAUUGGGGUCGUUUACGCUCAGCAUGCUCGAGUUUGACGUCCCGAUCACACAAAUCCGGCAUUUCGUUGAAACCAUGUGCGACGCCCAUGAGCUCACGGAGGAGCAGCGGUUCCUACUGCGGGCCAACUUGCGGGAAAUAGCCAUCAAACUCGGCUACACGACGCAUCCACCACAAUCAAAUUGACUGUUUUACUGUUGACAUUGUGCUGGCUGGAACGAGACUGGCAUGGUCGGACCUGUGCGUGUAUCUGGGCAUUGACGUCUCAACCCAGGAGCUCCGUCAGUAACACCUGUGGAGACAGACCUGCCGACCCUUGAAAAGACUGUGAAGAAACUCUACUUGUGCUAUAAACGCCCUACUUUAUACGUUGUGUGCGUCUGGUGUGCAGGUGCAUUAUGACAGAGUGAAAUUUACUCGAGAGAAGGUGGCCAAAUGACCAAAUAUCAGCGACUCGUGUUGGUGUGGAGGUCAGCGAUGAGAUACGUUGCGAUGGCUUUCACCCGGACAGCGAUCG
Aphanomyces invadans is the source of this 2127-nucleotide messenger RNA. RefSeq lists its product as hypothetical. The transcript is spliced from 7 exons. Bases 24 to 1796 code for a protein of 590 amino acids. NCBI's taxonomy places the organism in Eukaryota, Oomycota, Saprolegniomycetes, Saprolegniales, Verrucalvaceae. The record is from RefSeq and is a predicted model, not a curated record.